Toxoplasma gondii ME49 is the source of this 2344-nucleotide messenger RNA. RefSeq lists its product as hypothetical. Bases 360 to 1535 code for a protein of 391 amino acids. The record is from RefSeq and is a predicted model, not a curated record. Lineage: Eukaryota; Apicomplexa; Conoidasida; Eucoccidiorida; Sarcocystidae. The transcript has a single exon.
UUUGCGAAAAGUUUUACCUCCAGUGCUUCGUCGCUGACCGAUUGUUGACUGCUUAGUCCAUUGUUUGUGUAAUUCAUCUUCGUGAUGCAGUCUCGCAAGUACACUGUGAAGAGUCUAGUCUGCCACUGACGGCCUGUUUCUGUUUCUGCGCUGCGCGCAUUCACCGUAGAACUCUGAUCCGAGACGGCAAUCGCCUCCGAUCAACAUGAAAACCUAAAGCGGAUUUCGGUGCUGUCGUCUGCGGGGUAAAACCAACUGGGUAGUAUGAACGACCGGAUGAUAAAUCGUGCGGCUCCAAGAUACACCCCGCCUCUCCCAGAGUAACGAUUUCCCAUUUCUGUUAUCCGGUACGUUCGACGAUGGGUACCGACGAUUGGGCAGCAUAUGCCGGUGGAAUCGACACUGGAUCUGUAACUACCCCUGAAUACAUUGGAGUACAUGAGGACGACAUUUUGCCUAGUCCCGGUAGAGUUAGUGGAGAAGUCCAUCUAUCUUCUAGACUCUCAUUUUCGAAAGGCAUCUUGGCAGGAAACAAAGAUGCUCGUACACAGAAGCUGAAGCAGCUGCUACGUUACGUUGCAGGAGCCGCUGUAAUUAUUGGGUUAGUUGCAAUCGGCGUGAAAACAGCAUCGGUGCUGCGAGAGGUUUCCGCCAGUCAGCGGGCUACAGACGAAGUGAAGAAGCAGCUUGAGAACGAGAUUACCCUUGAUCAGGCAUACCUGGAUCGUGCAAGCGACAUUGAACACCGAACUGAACAAAAACGAGCACAGAUCACGGAGCUGGGGAGUCACGUUCCGGAUGAAUCUGUCGAUGAAACUCCCUCACGAAAGCGCAAAAGCAGGAUCAAGAAGUUGAAUAAUAUCAAAAACGCAUUUGGGUCUCUGGGAAAGAACAAACGCAAGAAGCGUCAGCCAUUAGAGGGGUCGCUUCCUCCCUCGGGCGACACUCAACAGCAAAUGCGACCCGAAGUGAGGGCCUCAUCCUCGUUGGCAGUAGCGAUCUCUGAUGAACUACAGCCGUCACAGCAGCAAAUGCAACCCGCGAUGAAAGACCCAUCCUCGUGGAGGGCAGCGCUCUCUGAUGACCAGCUGUCGUCACGUUUAUCUGACGGUUCAGGACAAUCUUCAGUUGCUGGUAGCCUACGAGACCCGUUUCGUGAUGUUGUCGCUGCAAUUGAAGAUGAAAUGAAACAUGUCGAAGAGGAGGAGGUUCAGUGGCAAAAGAAGCACGGAAGCGUGUAUAAGAAGUACAAGGAAACCAUCGGAAUGAGAAAUCCCGAAAAAGGGCCUCAUGGUCAAAUGUGGAAGAUGGCUUCAGAACUUCAAGUUCCGGGGACUCAUGCUGAUGCGAAGCAAUGGAUUGAAUCGUCCAGUAGGAGGAAUUCGCAGUUGGCCAAAGCAUUUUUCCGCAGAUACUUUUUUCCGGCAGCAACUACCGUGCUAAACGACAGAGAAGUUGACGCUCAGAAAGGAAUAGCAUCUGAGAGGGAAAAACUAAAAGAGCUAGAAAAAACCACGGGUAACCGCGAUACAUAAGGUCUUAAGAGGAUUAACUUGCUUUCCAGGUUUUUCCCCUUCAGCUUCACAGUGAUCGUAAGGGGCUACUAACGUGAAGCCACAGUGACGAGUGAGGGGAAGCGACUUUUAGCGCCUCAGAGCUGCAACUAUGUUUGGUGCUGCUGACCCUGUGGAGCAUCUCGUAAGAGUAUUCUGUAUUCUAUUCGUUGGCCUCCGUCUCUUUGCUGCGGCCUCUGUCUUUGUGACGUUAUAGCUUGGGAAACAGCAGCAGGAAAAUUUUCGGCCUUUCCACUUCCGUAUGUGGCAGUGCUACUGUACAACUACUUUCUUUUUCUGUCGAUCGUUGAUCGUUGACGAAGAACGAUCCGUUUUAUCUUUGAGAGAUGUUCCUCCGAGUGCUACACGUUGUCCUUGUUUUCUGGCACCUUUCUAUCCGAAAAGGCUGCCUGAACGCGGUAUUUUUAUACACGAACUGGGCAUUAGAAAAACAGAAGCUAAAACUCCGCGUUCUAAUCAUAUAGCACUCCUGUACGAUUUUCUGAGGGCGGGUUUGCAUUGGCACAGGUUUUCUGUCGCAUCUUUCUCAUUAUGAGGCGAGCAGUGACAACUGAUGGCUUUUCCGCCCACAGUCCUUCAUUAUGAGGAGUGACGCUCACAGGAUAUCAGGUUCCUGCCCCAGUAGUAGACUAUCGUGUGCGAGAAUAUAUUCGGAGCAUCUCCGAAGAUACUUUGUUGAGGCUGCUCGACAUUGUGCUUCCACGAAAGACUGGAAUGCUUGAGACUGUUGCAUUCCUAAGCCUGGUCCUGCUGAACGACGUUUACAUGCC